Messenger RNA from Gadus morhua (Atlantic cod), 2110 nucleotides. It is a transcript of the gene pias1b, whose product is annotated as protein inhibitor of activated STAT, 1b. Gene Ontology annotation, cellular component: chromatin. The coding region runs from base 37 to 2043 and encodes 668 amino acids. The record is from RefSeq and is a predicted model, not a curated record. Lineage: Eukaryota; Metazoa; Chordata; Actinopteri; Gadiformes; Gadidae. The transcript is spliced from 14 exons. Gene Ontology annotation, biological process: regulation of transcription by RNA polymerase II; protein sumoylation. Gene Ontology annotation, molecular function: transcription coregulator activity; SUMO ligase activity; zinc ion binding.
GCUCCUCUCUUCGUCCCUGGAGGGUGAAUAUUGCGCAUGCGCACCCAAUGUAACAAGAUGGCGGAAAGUGCGGAACUGAAGCAAAUGGUAAUGAGCCUACGAGUUUCAGAGCUCCAGGUGUUGUUGGGAUACGCAGGACGGAAUAAACACGGGCGAAAACACGAACUCUUGACCAAAGCCAUUCACCUCCUCAAAGCCGGCUGCAGCCCCGCAGUGCAGAUGAAAAUCAAGGAGCUCUAUAGGCGGCGCUUCCCCACCAAAAUGGUAUCGCCACUGGACCUCGCCCUGCCCACUGUCCACUCCUCUACCAGCCUACCGACUGGCCUCACUCAGUUGGGGUUUGACAGCCACGGUGCUCCGUCUCCCCUGCUCCCCGUCUCCCUACUGGGGCCCAAGCACGAGCUGGGCCUGGCUCACCUGCCGUCGGCUCUGCACCCGGUACACCCUGACGUUAAGCUCCAGAGACUGCCCUUCUACGACAUGCUAGACGAGCUCAUCAAGCCAACCAGCCUGUCCUCUGACAACAGUCAACGAUUCCAGGAAACAUGUUACGCGUUUGCACUGACACCGCAGCAAGUGCAACAAAUCAGCAGCUCCAUGGACAUCUCUGGUACCAAAUGUGAUUUUGCGGUUCAGGUCCAGUUACGUUUUUGUUUAUCAGAGACGAGCUGUCCCCAGGAGGACCAUUUCCCUCCCAACCUUUGUGUGAAGGUGAACGGAAAGCCCUGCACCCUGCCGGGAUAUCUCCCUCCAACCAAAAAUGGAGUGGAACCAAAAAGGCCCAGUAGGCCCAUAAACAUCACCUCUCUGGUGAGGCUGUCCACCACGGUCCCCAACACCAUCGUGGUCUCAUGGACCUCGGAAAUUGGCCGGAGUUUCUCCAUGGCUGUGUAUUUGGUCCGGCAGCAGACGUCCACUGUGUUAUUGCAAAGACUACGGGCCAAAGGAAUCAGGAACCCUGACCACUCCAGGGCUCUAAUAAAAGAAAAGUUAACCGCUGAUCCCGAGAGUGAAAUCGCCACAACCAGUCUACGAGUGUCGCUCCUCUGUCCACUAGGGAAGAUGAGGCUGACCAUCCCAUGCAGAGCGUUGACGUGCUCACACCUGCAGUGCUUCGACGCUACGCUGUACAUCCAAAUGAAUGAGAAGAAGCCCACCUGGGUGUGUCCGGUUUGUGACAAGAAGGCCCCCUACGAGCACCUAAUAAUAGACGGGCUUUUCAUGGAGAUCCUGAAUAGCUGCUCAGACUCUGAUGAGAUUCAGUUUGUUGAAGAUGGGAACUGGGCCCCUAUGAGGUCAAAGAAGGAGGUCCAGGAGGUGUCUGGCUCCUACAACGGGGUCGACUCGGAUUCGGCUCGAACCGACAGCUCGGAUCAGAAACACGGUUCCAACCACGACAACAAAAAGGUAGACGUGAUCGACCUGACGCUGGACAGCUCCUCAGAGGAGGAGCUGGACGACGAGCCCCCUCCCAAGAGGCCCUGUCCCUCGCUGUCGCCCCAGUCUCCUCCCGCGACCAAGGGAGUGUUGAACCUCCACUCCCAGGCGUCCCCUGUGAGCCGAGCUCCCAGCAUGCCCCCUGUGGAGACCAGCUACAUUCCACCUCCUCCACCUCUCAUUCAAGACUACCGCCAUUACUACCACACACCCAGUGACCUGCCAGAUUUAAAUUUCUUCUCCUUUCUACAAGGCGACAAUCAGCAUUACAACAUGGUGAUGGCGGCGGCGGCGGCGGCGUCCGCCUCCACCUCGGAGGACCACGACCUGCUGCUCAACCGCUUCCUGCCCUACGGCUCGUCGCAGAUGUUCCUGGAGCAGCCCUCCACGCCGGGCAGCAGCACGCUGGCCGCCACCAACGGGGGCAGCAACAGCGGCAGCACCAGUAGCCUGGUGUCCUCCGGCAGCCUGCGGGAGCGCGACAAAGACCGGGAGAGGGACCGCGACCGCGACAACCACUCCAUCUCGGGCAUGUCGAGGUCGUCGGCGGAAGCGGCGGCGGCGGCGAUGUACGGCUCCAUAUCUGACGUUAUCUCCCUGGACUAGAGCCGCAGGCGACCAGACACACACACACACAUGUGGACCCGGACACACACAGGGGACCGGAUACACA